GAGACUCACCUGCUGCUCCCUCAGACUCACCUGCUGCUGAUAAAAACCUCCGACUCACAUGUGGAUCACUUGUUCCAGAGCAGCAGACUGAUUCAGAAGCCCUGCUCCCACCCCCUGUCUGUGUUUCUUGAAGCCCCGCCCCAAUCAUGUCUCUGAGGUCACUGGUUCUGACUCCAGAAAGAAUCCCUAGAUUCUUUGUACCAUCUCGCAGUCAGUUCCUCUCCCCACGACCUGACCGGAGCUCACCUGACCGUACCAGACUUCUGUCAGACCAUGAUGACAUCAGUCAAGAAACCACUCCCCCCACCGACCCUGCCCAGCCCCGUCGUCUGCUCUGCCUUCGAGCACCUCAAGUCAGACGUCCGUGUCCUGUGUCUGCAGACGUGGACAUGACAACACGUGCCGCCCUGUCUCUGCCGCACAUUGGGAAAGUGACCACGCCCUACGGCUUCAGCGCCGUGCUGGCUGCCAGCCCCUGUACAAGCCGACGAGAGUCCAUGUUUCACCGCCACAAACCAGUGACCGUGACUGACACAGAACUGGAGGACUCGUCCCCUCCCCCUGGCAGGUCUCGGGAGUGCUUGGGACCUAUCAGAGCUCUGGGUCUGCAGGUGAUGAAGGAGCUGAAGAAACCUGUGGCUGUCCUGAAGGCUCUGAGUCCCACAGUGAGGAGGAGGUGACUCCUGCCGCAGCCGAUAGGUGGA
This is a messenger RNA of Labrus mixtus (cuckoo wrasse), 704 nucleotides long. RefSeq names its product C2 calcium-dependent domain-containing protein 4A-like. The transcript is spliced from 2 exons. Lineage: Eukaryota; Metazoa; Chordata; Actinopteri; Labriformes; Labridae. The record is from RefSeq and is a predicted model, not a curated record. The coding region runs from base 147 to 680 and encodes 177 amino acids.